This is a messenger RNA of Scaptodrosophila lebanonensis, 2162 nucleotides long. RefSeq names its product hsc70-interacting protein 1-like. Bases 167 to 1435 code for a protein of 422 amino acids. Gene Ontology annotation, molecular function: Hsp70 protein binding; protein dimerization activity. The transcript is spliced from 3 exons. The record is from RefSeq and is a predicted model, not a curated record. Lineage: Eukaryota; Metazoa; Arthropoda; Insecta; Diptera; Drosophilidae.
AAAAUAUGUCAAAAUUUAAAUAAAUUACAAUUCUCACACUUUGAUAAACAAAUUUAUUUAUACACUUAAACUCGUUAACAAAACCAUUAAAUUACGCUGACAACCCUAUUGUCGUUGUCGUCCAUUCUCCAGACAAAAGGAAGCCUCUAGAAGAUUUUGCAACAUCAUGACGUCGAAUGAAAAUUUGAUUACCUCAAUCAAAAGUUUUAUUGAAUAUGUGGAUAAAAAUCCAACCAUCCUCAACAUGCCGCAGCUCAGCUUCGUGAAGGAAUUCAUCGAAAGGUUUGGUGGCAAAGUACCGGAAGGCGAAUUCAAGAUGCCGGAGGAGGGAAAAUGCCCCUUUGGAGGCGAUGCCGGUGCAAAACCAAAAGCGGCUGAGCCGACUGUGUCCCCCCCAGAGUCCGAAGACUCUGAGGACGAGACCGUUUCUGGGCCAGAAUCCGAUGUUGAGUUGGACAUGGAAGGCGUUAUUGAGGCCGAUAAUGAUCCUGCCCAGCCCAUGGGCGAUUCUAAUAAAACACCCACUGAAGAGGAAAUUGAUCAGGCUGGAGAAUUGCGUGCCCAAGCCGCCAGUGCCUAUAGUGAGCAGAAAUUCGAGGAAGCCAUCACUUUCUAUACCCAAGCCAUUGAGCUUAAUCCGGGAAAUGCUCUAUUCCAUGCUAAGCGUGGUCAGGCCUUCCUCAAGCUGAAGAAGCCAAAUGCAUGCAUACGUGACUGCAACAAAGCCUUAGAACUGAAUUGCGAUUCGGCUGCAGCCUACAAGUUCCGUGGCCGUGCUCAUCGAUUGCUUGGCAAGUUUGAGGAGGCUGCCAAGGAUUUACGUCAAGCAUGCAAGCUUGAUUUCGACGAAGAAGCCGACGAGUGGCUGCGUGAAGUGACACCGAAUGCCAAGAAAAUCGAACAGCACCGCAUCAAGCAGGAGCGCACACAGGCAGAACGUAAGAUCAAGGAGCGGCAGCGUGCCCAGAGAAAAGCGCGCAAAGAGCAGGAAAAGCAGAGUGCUAAUGCAACUGGUAGUGCUGGCGCAGGCGGUUUUCCAGGUGCCGGUGGUUUUCCUGGGGCUGGUGGAUUCCCUGGUGCUGAUGGCUUCCCUGGUGCUGGCGGGUUCCCUGGGUUCCCGGGUGCUGGCGGCGGCAUGCCUGCCGGCUUUAAUAUGGCCGAUUUAAUGUCGAAAAUGAAGGACCCUGAGACGGCGGCCGCUAUGCAGGAUAUACUCAGCGAUCCGUCCAACAUCUCUAAAUAUAUGUCGAAUCCGAAGGUAUUUAAUUUAUUGAAUGCCAUCUUCCCCGGUCGUUACCCCGGCGGCGGUGCCACAGCUGGCUCUCCAUUUGGCGAUGCUAAUCCUCCCGAUACGGAGGCCAAGGCCAGCGAGACUACCGAGCCAAGUGCCACCAAGAAGGGAUCGGCCGAUUUUGUCGACGAUGGACUUGAUUAAAAAGUGCUUGUUACAGCGUGCACCAAGAAUAAAAAUAUAUUCGCCUACCAAAAAAAGCAAGCUACGAAAAGAGCCGCAACAUCCACCAGCACCACCACCAUCAUGAAAAACACAAACAGAGCAAGACGGCAACAACAAGAUACCAUCACUGUUCGUGGAAACAAACACAAAACACUCAAAUGGCGCAAUACCCAAAAACUAAAUAGGCUUUGCUCUGUGGCUGUUGUGCGAAGCAUUCUCUAAUGUUUUUGUAUUUUUUUUUUUUUCUUUAAGCACUUAUUUGCCAUAUUGAAAUUCUAAAUUCCUUAUUAAUCUAGCGCUUGUCGAUGAUAAAUAGUUGAACUAAUGCUCGAUAAGUAAUGAAAAAUAAUCACACAAUAUGUAUGUUAACAAGUUAGCGUUAUUUAUAAUGGAACACUAAAGGGUCCACACAGCACCCACACACACACUUAUAGUAUAUACAUAAAUACAACGCACUAGUUUCCAUUUAUUCUUAAAGCAUAGCAAACGAAAAUCAUUUUGUGAAACAAAAUUGUACUGAAUAGGGAUUUGAAUAAUAUAUAAGCAAAUGCAUUUAGCCACUCAUACAUACAUCCACUCAAACAUUCAUGUAAUCAUCUACAUACAUACAUAUAUGGAAACUCAUAUGCCCUUACAUGCAAACAUGUCGAACAUAAAUUCAUGAAAAAUUUAAAAUUAAACCUACAUACAUAUUAUAUCAAACACA